AUGAUACUAAUGCUGGCUGGUUGCAUCUUCGUUCGUGCCAAGUCCGAAUACUAUGCAGGGUCUUCUCUUACAGGGUACGAUGACUUGCAUGUAGACGGGUAUCAAGUUCUCGCAACACCGGACAAACCAGCAAUCAUCUCAUGCAGCAUUGCGAGUAAAAACCUAACAAAAUUUACAUGGCGGAAAAGGAAGAAGGGAGCAUCAGUGUUGGAGGAUGAGGAAAUUUCUACAGCCCAUCCGAGAUGGAUUAACGAAACUCACGGCACGAUGGAGCUUUACUUUACAAGCGUCAGACCCGAAGACUAUGGACGUUACAGAUGUACGGCAGAAAAGAAUUCCGAUUACAUCGUUGAUGAUUACCUCUAUCUCGUAGAAUACCAAACUGAUCAGAUUUGGACUGUCGGAGUGCUUGAACCAGAAUCCAUUUAUAUAAAAUGGGAAUUGUACGGCAUAUCAAAAAUGGAAUUCACCCCAAGGGAUGCCUUCUCAUUCCAAAUUGAGUAUAGGCAAAAUGGCACGGAUGGAUGGCUACGGACACCCCGACUUUCCUCUCCAGAGCGGUUUAUUCACGCAGGAUCCUUUCGCAUAGAUGAGUUGGAACCGAGCACCGUCUACGAAAUCAAGGCCGUUAUAUUUAUGGAGAGGGGGUUUGCUUCACCAUUGCGACAGGUUUUCUCAAGAUGGCUGACGACGUCUGCAGCGAGCGGACUUCGAACCAGAGGAUUUAAUUUCGUCUCUCUCAAGUUCGGAGCAACCGGAACAGAUCGCGUCUAUAUUAUUUGGAGCUCUAGGAAUAUGUUUGGCGAACCUGGCAAUUACGGUAACAGAUAUGCCAAACUUACGAUCAAAUGGACGGAAAUUGGCACGAAUCGAUGACAUCAAGCAGGCCGAAUUGUCAAUUUAUCUAUCGAAGCGGCCUCAGCACACUACGUAACGAGGGAAUUGAAACAUCGCGAUCCGUACCAAAUCGAGAACGAGGUUAGGGCGUACGAACGUCAGGUUCACAGCGUCCAAGGAACCUUAGUUCCUUCGAAGUGGGCUACGCCGUUCGAAAAAGACGUGGAAUAUGUUCCAACUGUGAGGAUCGUGAAUAAAACUACGGACACCGUGACGAUCGGAUGGUCGCAGCCACCGCCGGAGCUCCGGCAAAGCAUCGACGCCUAUUUUAUAUCAGUGGAAAGCGGCAAGGACGAGGAAAAACAUUUUCGUUGGCAGAAGUUGAAGGCUAAUGAAGGUAAUGAAGCAAUCGUCCGCCUUUCGCCUUCGAUCAGCUACGAUCUGGUGGUUCGAGCUUGUUUCGACGAUUUCUGCCCCGACCGACGUGCGAGUGACGUUGUGAAAGGCGUGACGACCGACGACACAGCUGGCGGAAAACAGUUACGUGCGAGACAAGAAUCGCAAACUGACAUGAAAUCUUCGGAACUGAGAGUGAACGUAACUCGAGAUGCGGAAAAUACAACAGCAGGCAACGAAGCUUCCUUCACUUGCAGCGUCAGUGUUCACGGAUACAAGGGUUGGUGGAUGACGAAGGGGAAACGCGUUACUUCUUUCAGUAAUUCUGACGGUGGGAUCGACUGGACUAUAAUUGUCGGAGAUACUGAGGAUGGAAACACUCGCGAUUACACCUGCGUGGCGAAGAUGAUCAAGGAUUCGCACGCUGGUGGAAAAAUGCUUGUCACGGUGAUACCGCCCGUAAAAGAAUUGAUCGUAGGAGCUGAAAUCGUGUAUGCGAAACCGGACGAGCCGACAGCACUGUUGUGCGAUUUCUUCGGAUACGGACGAUCGAACUUUGAGUGGCGAGUCGCCUCCUUACGCUGGAAAAGUAAAUUAGUCGGCGUCCCUGUUACAUCGAAUCUUAACAGGACUCACGUCAGGACGAUGUUGUAUAUUGCGAAUACCUUGGACUCACGCCGUUCUCGGGAUUACGAAUGCCAGGCAAUGAUUUACGGACAUCCGAGUAUAGCAGGUGUGGCUCGACUCGAAGUCAACGAAGAAACACGACUGUACCUCGGCGCCAAUGUCAUCGGGUCGAAACUCGUUAUAUUACGCUGGAUCGACAAGGAAUUUCAAGGAGACACGCAUCUGAUACGAUUUGCGAAAAACGAUUCUGUUGAACGGGAAAAUAUAUUCUCGGUGCAAGUUGAAGAGGGCAAGGAAUAUAGCGGCUACGUUGUAAGGCAGUUGACACGCGGCACUUUCUAUUGGUUCGAACUUGUUGUGAUCAACGCGGGAAGGAGACUCGCAAGCACUUACUCUGGACUUGUUACGCCCGCGGAAAUAGACGUUACAUAUUUUCCAAACAUCACUGUGUUAUCGAAGACGACAAAUUCCAUAAUUAUAGAAUGGCCAAGCCCACCAGAAGAUCUACGCCCGCACAUAAAGCUGUACCGUGUAACAGUCAACUAUACGUACAACGGAACAGAAAUUGUUGAUUUUAAUUAUACUUCGGCAACUUAUCACAACUUUGAACAACUUCAUCCAUCAACCAGCCACGACUUGGAAGUACGAGCCUGCUUCAACGACUUGAAUACGGAUUGUUAUUCGAGUGACGUGCGGAGAGGAGUUUUCACCGAAAGCAUAGAAGUGGAAUCCGGGACACCAGUUGAAAUAUGGCUACCCCUUACGGGAAUUUCCUUCCUCCUCGCCAUUCUGGGAGCCUGGCGUUUCUACAAGAAGGCUCAGAAGCGAAGGAUUUUAAGAGAACGACUCGCAUAUUUCUACACCGAGGAUCCGACUUCUUUCAAUCCGGAACUUUCCAUGAAUGAUCAGGCAGAUUUAUUGCCCUACGACAAGGAAUGGGAAUUUCCACGAAAGCUUUUGAGACUCGACGAGGAACUGGGAAGAGGCUCGUUCGGAAUAGUCUGGAAAGCCAGGGCGAAAACGAUUCGUCGACCCGAAGCGAUCUCGGUGGUUGCGGUCAAGACGGUCCGACCGACAGCCAGCCUGCACUGCAUGAAAGCUCUUCUUCGAGAACUCAAGAUUCUCGGCUAUCUCGGUCACCAUCCGAACAUCGUCAGCCUCCUCGGCGCCUGCACUAAGAAUCUUGAUUAUGGCCAACUCUUGGUCAUCGUGGAAUUUUGUCGCUUCGGGAACUUGCACGACUACUUGUGGCGCUGCAGGUCAAAGUUCGUCGAUGAAUUGUGUACUGUCGCUGCGAAAAUCCCCAAUCCAAAUUCUGAUGAUGAUCCGAUCGACGUCAGAAGCCGUAGUAAAAACUCGGCACCACGUUGGGAGGACGCGAUUUUAGCAGUGGAAGAUUUAGGUGAUGCCGCCAAUCAUCUGGGUAGAAGCGAAGGGGCGGGAGAUUCGGCCACCGGAAACAACCCACAAUUACCGGAACUUGAACUACCAACCAAGUACCCGGGUGAUUUUACGAAUGCGGAAUUGGAUCCGGUUCGCACGCGAGACUUGGUGUCUUGGGCUUGGCAGAUUUCACGCGGAAUGCAAUAUCUGGCUGGCAAAAAGGUGCUGCACGGUGACUUGGCAGCGAGGAACGUUCUGCUUUUGGAAGAUAACGUCGUGAAAAUAUGUGACUUUGGCCUGUCCAAGUCCCUCCAGGAGGACGAACAGUACAAGGACGAGGGAAACGACCCUCUUCCCGUCAAGUGGAUGGCCAUCGAAUCCCUCAGAGACGGAAUAUUUUCGGUAAAAUCUGACGUCUGGUCUUUCGGAGUCUUGUUAUGGGAAUUGUUUUCGCUCGCAAAAACUCCUUACCCCGAAAUUAACCCCCAAGACAUGUGCGAAACACUUGUCGGUGGUUAUCGAAUGGAACGACCAAAGUACUCACCCGAGACUAUCUAUCGGACGAUGCUGCAAUGCUGGGAAGCGAAUCCGUCGAAACGACCCACGUUUGUGGAGCUUGAGCACAGCGUCGGUGAAUUGAUGGAGGAGAACGUCAAAAUGCAUUACAUCCAAUUGUAUACUCGACGCGAAAGGGCGUAUGCUCGCAUCACGGAAUUCCGGAAUAUUCGGGACCCCGAGAAUCAGGAUCCGAUCCCCCCGGAUCCAAGCGAACCGACGGACGCCAGUCAAGACGAAACGACCGAGAGAACGCCGUUCCGGAUGCGGUUCAAGCGGUUCUUUUGUCGCGUGUGAUUAACCAGAAUCAGGAGAAAUGAAUCAAUG
Molecule: messenger RNA, 4125 nt
Organism: Diprion similis
Lineage: Eukaryota; Metazoa; Arthropoda; Insecta; Hymenoptera; Diprionidae
Biological process (GO): protein phosphorylation; cell surface receptor protein tyrosine kinase signaling pathway; multicellular organism development
Cellular component (GO): signaling receptor complex
Molecular function (GO): protein binding; ATP binding; transmembrane receptor protein tyrosine kinase activity
Source: RefSeq, a predicted model, not a curated record